GAACCACCGAUCAUCUGAUUAGCGGACGAGCCAUGUCGUUAAAUGAAAAGUCAAGAAAUCACUAAAGUCAGUAGGCUUCAUCCUCUUGGGACCACGAAUAUAUGCACAAGAUUUCACGUCAGUCCAUCCAAUCAUGAGAUAUUUUAUUGGGGAGUCUCUUCCGAGCCUGGCUAGAAUAGAAGUAACAGUAAUUACCUGAAGCACGAUGCCUGUACUUUAUUAAUGUUUAACUGAAACCGCUACCGCCCCCAUAACCUCAACCUAAACCUGACUCUAACGCCACUAUCCACCUACGAACUACACGCACUUCCUGUCCUGGAAAAAUAUCUAAAAUAAUAAUUUUGACAGAGACGGAGUUUGAAGUUUCCACAUUAUUUUGCUUCACUGCCUCAUUUGAAGAGCAAGACAUGCUUUUAAAAAAGCAAUAAAGUGUACUGCGUCGAAUAUAAAACACAUUAUCAGUCACAAAUAACUGGAACUCCUUAUUUCAUGCAUAAUUUACAUUUCAUGCAACGAUUUUUAAUUCCAGAAACUUGUUCUCCCUUUGAAUUAUUUAGUAAUAUCACUCCGAUGGAAGUUUUAUGUCAGAUCAUAAUUAGAUUUUAUAGAGUCUGUGUGUUUCUCAAACUCCAAAACUGCUGAUGUAAACAAAGUUUAACAGCAUCAGAGGACAGUGAGACUUGAAUGUUGUUGUUCUGCAGGGUUAUUCCAGGUAUUACAAGAUGAUUUGGACUUUUAUCCUCAUGCUAAACGAUGAAUUAUGAUCAUUCAGAUGAUUAAACAUCAAGAAUAAAUCAUAUUCUGUGGACUUGACUGACUUUUACACCAGAAUUUACGAGUCACCGAAGUCCCCUGAGAGAGGAUGACUCAGGGAUGUACGCUCCUCCUCGUGUUUUCAAGAAACAAAAAUACAGUGAUACCUCGGUGCAAAGCUGGAAGGAUAAAUAAUGCUCUGGUAGGGAGCCAUUUGGAAGCAAAACAACGAAGCAGGGAGGGGGGUUGAGAGUGCCUGAGCGCCGGGCUAAAGCUCCUGCACUGAUCAGCGCUGCAUGAUGCAGACAACAGAGGAGAAAAGAGGAGGAGGAGGAGGAGAGGAAGGAGGAGCGAGCGGGGGAACAGACUGGCUGAGGCUCGGAGCUCUCAGUCUCUCCUCUGUGCUUCGAGAAGCAGCUUCUCUCUGCUUUUCUCUCUCUCUCUCUCUCUCUCUCUCUCCCUCUCCCUCGCACACACCGGCUUUCCGACUCUUUCGCCUGAGCUGAAGAGCAAACGCAGCAGCUGAGGGGCUCGCUCGCUCCAACUCCUCCCGCACCAUGCUGCCCUGGAGAAGGAAUAAGUUUGUUCUGGUGGAGGAUGAAGCCAAGAGUAAACCCAAGAGCCUGGGGACCGGGCUGACCUAUCACUCCAUCCUCUCCUCUUUGCUGCGCUCUUGUCCUGACUUGCUGCCCGACUGCCCCUUCGACUGGGUGGGCAGCAUCUUCCACACCAAACGACAAAAGGUGGAACUGAACAAAGAGGAGCCUGUUUACAAUGUGCGCUACCUGGGGAGUGUGGUCACCAUCACAGCGAAGGGAGACGGCUGCACUCAGGAGGCGGUGGCCAAGAUCUGGGCGAGGAGCAACUACGGGGAGCAGAGUGUCAAGAUGAGGUUAUCGGUGGGGCCGCAAGGCAUCCGGAUGAGUGCUGACAAAUCUGGGAAAAAGAAACCCAUCCAUCUUUACUCCCUGAACAGGAUCACCUACUGCAACGCCGACCCGUGCCGGCCCAAGAUCCUGGCAUGGAUCUACAGGCACCAGGUCAAGAACAUGGCCGUGGUGCUCCGGUGUCACGCCGUCCUGGUUAGCAAGUCGGAGAAGGCCCAGGCCAUCGCCCACAGCCUCUACCAGAACGCCACCUCCGCCUUCAGCGAGUUCAAGCGUCUGAAGCGUCAGAGCGAUUUCCGGCACUGCCAGCAGCAGCUGCUGGGCGAGGAGGCGGUGCCCCUGAUGCCACUGAGGAGGCUGCUGAACGGGCAGUGCCACUACAGACCGCCUGCUGACAACCCGGGGAGCGCCACUCGCCUCUGCUCCAUCACCGAGGAAGAGGAGGAGGAGGAGGAGGGGGAGGAGGAAAGCAAAGAUGAGAAGCAGGAGGUCGAGGAACGACAGAAGGUUUUCACAACAAACACAGACCCAACUCAGUUACUGUCAGAGUUGGACAUUGGGGAUAUUGCCAGACUGGAGCAAUGCCAAAUCAACUUUGUCAGUGACAGCAACAACAACACGUUUACAUUCAUCACCUCUCUGGUGUGACAGUAAUUCCUGCAGCACUACAGUAACACAUUCCUCUCUUUGCCCUUCACUUGGUGGUACCCCCCUCUCAGGCUCCCUGUUUGCCCCGUCCAUGUAAUGUGAAGAAGUGUUUACCAGAAACUUCUCCGAGCACCAGGGGGGGUCGGCAGAGGAGAAAAGAAGGCAGAAGAUCGGUUCUGUGGGAGUUAUUUUUUUGUCUAUUCUGGCCCAGAUGGCGGUUCUGACUGUAGCAGUUCAGGGAAGCUGCGUGUUUACAAAAGACGAGCUGGUGAUGCACAGACUAACGAUAGCACAAUGACGAAUGACGCUGAGAUCACUGACACGCGGGUCACGUAUUGAUCACAGCGCCGAGCUGGGAUUGUUGUUUAUAUAAGUCUUGUUGUUUUUGCCGUGUUUGCCAGCAGGGACA
This is a messenger RNA of Larimichthys crocea (large yellow croaker), 2697 nucleotides long. It is a transcript of the gene fam43b, whose product is annotated as family with sequence similarity 43 member B. The coding region runs from base 1311 to 2288 and encodes 325 amino acids. NCBI's taxonomy places the organism in Eukaryota, Metazoa, Chordata, Actinopteri, Sciaenidae. The transcript has a single exon. The record is from RefSeq and is a predicted model, not a curated record.